GCGACGCGACGCGACAACCACAUAUAGUUCACAUUUCAAUGGCUAUAACCUGUGUCAAGUGUUGUCAACCUCUGUACUGACUAUACAAAUAAGUAACGUAAACGUUUAACUUAUAUAAAUGCUAAAAAGUGUAUGGAAAAUUUAUUUACUUGAAUGAAAAUUUAUUUCUUGAUAGUAAGAUGUAUGCUUUAGUUCACAAAACAGAAAAUGCUCAUGAAGAUAGUAUAUGGACUUGUGGAUGGGGCUGUCCAAAGAGAAAGAGAGAUACCCAUCCGGAUAAUGAAGAUUCACGGGAUUCUAUACGAUCUAACGAAGAUGAAAUAGCAGAAUAUUUAGUAACAGCUUCUGUAGACGAUUCUGUAAAAGUAUGGGAGCUAAAGGAUGGUGCUUUAAAGUUAAAACAUAAAUUAACUGGAUAUUCCUUGGGUGUCGUGUCCAUAGCUAUUAGUUCGGAUGGAUCAAAAUGUGCUUCCAGCUCACUCGACUCGAGUCUAAAAUUAUGGGAUUUGCAUUCUGGCGAAAAGUUAUUGAAUAUCGAGGUUGGUCCAGUAGAUAUUUGGACACUAGUUUUUUCUCCCGACGAUAAAUUCAUCGUAUCCGGCAGCCAGGCUGGUAAGAUACAUCUGUAUGGAACCGAUAAUGGUAAACAAGAACAGACGUUAGAUACAAGAGGUGGAAAAUUCACAUUAAGUGUUGCUUAUAGUCCAGAUGGUAAAUAUAUUGCAAGCGGCGCGAUAGAUGGUAUUAUCAAUAUCUUUGACGUUGCAUAUGGAAAAGUUUUGCGUACAUUGGAAGGUCAUGCGAUGCCGAUCAGAUCUUUAUGUUUCUCACCUGAUUCUCAGUUGCUUCUUACAGCAUCUGAUGACGGACAUAUGAAAUUGUAUGAUGUUAAAGAUGCAAAUCUGGCGGGAACGAUGUCAGGUCAUGCUUCUUGGGUACUUGGUGUGGCUUUUUCACCAGACGGACAACAAUUUGCAUCGAGCAGUUCCGAUCACACAGUCAAGAUCUGGGAAUUAGCGCAAAGACAAUGUUUGCAUACAUUUCGUGAACAUAAGGAUCAGGUAUGGUCAGUCAAGUAUAAUCCACAGCGAAAUAACAUAAUUGCGUCAGUGUCUGAAGAUAAGUCUAUUAAUUUAUAUGAAUGUCCCACAUACGACAAAUAAUUGUACACCAAGGAUCAAUAAAUAUUUUUUAUUUGUUACAUCA
This is a messenger RNA of Monomorium pharaonis (pharaoh ant), 1206 nucleotides long. Its product is annotated as WD repeat-containing protein 61. Gene Ontology annotation, molecular function: protein binding. The transcript is spliced from 8 exons. The coding region runs from base 180 to 1163 and encodes 327 amino acids. Lineage: Eukaryota; Metazoa; Arthropoda; Insecta; Hymenoptera; Formicidae. The record is from RefSeq and is a predicted model, not a curated record.